This is a messenger RNA of Mesorhabditis spiculigera, 708 nucleotides long. NCBI's taxonomy places the organism in Eukaryota, Metazoa, Nematoda, Chromadorea, Rhabditida, Rhabditidae. The record is from the annotation of a GenBank genome assembly.
AUGCCGAAGAAGCGUGGUGAAGGCGUCGAAAGCUCGACGAAUGAUGCUUCGGCGUCGAUGAGCAUCGCCGCGACCGUGUCCAGCUGCAGGGGCCGGAAAAGAACCAUCGCCACAUCGCCGAUGGUCUUCUCGCCUACUGUUUUGCCCGCCGCCAAGAAGUCGAAGACCCUGAAGUUCGGGUUCGGCCCCGGCUGGAUGUUGCCCGACGCCGACAAGUACGAGGUCAGCCCGAAGAUUCGCGCUCUAACAGCCAUGCUCGCCAUCGAGGGCCCGAAGCAAGUCCUGUGCCGCCAGAUCGCCGAGACGGAGCCGAAUUGUGUGGCCGUCCAUUCGAACCCGGCCGGCCGAGCUGGCGAGCUUCGCGGCGUGAUUUCGAACGUGGUGAUGCUGAUGCCGGAUCUGAAAAAACUCUGGGUACACUUUGGCCGGGAGAUCUGCGAGACGGACUGCCUGCUCGACGUGAAGAUGCCCGCCAUCGUCGUCUACAUGGCAUUGAUGAAUCAAGUACCAGCCGAUGGGUACAUCAAAUACGAGCCAAACCCCGAGCUGAUCGAGCAGUUCAAGAAUACGAUGAUCCCCACAUUGCAAGCCAUCAUAACGCAAUGGGAGAAGCGCCAGCGCGACAUCGACUGCAUCGUCGUUAACGCGCGGCGAACGACUUCCGGCGGCAACCCUGGGGCCGAGUGGGCAGAUCUCGACAAAGGUUUG